Messenger RNA from Cynoglossus semilaevis (tongue sole), 7293 nucleotides. Its product is annotated as phospholipase DDHD1-like. Gene Ontology annotation, molecular function: glycerophospholipase activity; metal ion binding. Gene Ontology annotation, cellular component: cytoplasm. Lineage: Eukaryota; Metazoa; Chordata; Actinopteri; Pleuronectiformes; Cynoglossidae. The record is from RefSeq and is a predicted model, not a curated record. Bases 1343 to 3877 code for a protein of 844 amino acids. The transcript is spliced from 14 exons.
AAUAUAGUUCCGUUGUCCCAUGGUUACAUUGUAGUCAUAGCACAAGUACUAUAAAUACAUUCUUAAUGUUUUAUUUACUGCAAUGGGUGGAUGCUAAAACUCCUGGCUAAAGUGUCUCUUUCGGUGUUAACACCCAGAUAUCCUGUUCUUAUUUUUGUCUAUACAUUUGUAUGUGUUAGAAACCACCUGCUUUUGAAUGUUACAGAGGUUGAACUGCACUUUCUAGGGAACAUAAAAACAUUACAAUUUUGAGACGUUUGGACGGCGUUCUCGGCGGUAUGUCUAGCUUUUCUUUGGCUCCAACUACAGAAUGACGCAGGCUAUGUCUUCUGCGUGCGCGUCCUCGACAACGUCACGUAAUUAUGCAUCUGCUGUCAAGCCGUGCCCACAUACGGCGUUGUCUCCAAGAGAGGUUUGUUAAGAAUAAAUCUGUGAAGCAUGGCGAUCUGCGAUUAGCGGCUACAGCAUGAAAUGUUUGCCCUGCGCGUCCACGCUUACUUAAGCAACAGCAAACAUUUGCAUGUGGGGGUAAAUUUUAUCUAAAAAAAAGUAAAUAAAUGUAAUCUUUUGUUCAUGUUAUCGUCAUUAUCUGCUCAGGUAGACUGUUUUAGAUUAGCCCUGAAUUUGUUUGAUACCUGAAGCACAAACUAGUCAUGCAGAUUUUAGAAGAUUCUAUAAUAUAAUGCUUUGCCGAAAAAUCCCAAUUUCAAAGGAACGAGAUCUUAACGAAUGAAAGGAUAAAAAGAAGAUGAAACGUAACUUAAUGAAGGCAGCCAAUUAUUACAGAUGACGACAAUGUUAAAUGUAUUUGUCUGUCAUCAAUUUUAUUUAACGCUAAAACUAAAAACUGAAGGCUUGUGUGCGUAUCUGUGGCGGAGUCGUGAACGCGCACGGACAUCAUUUGGCUUGAGUAGCCAGUAAUUUUGUACCACCCGCAAACUCGGAUUCUAGCGACCCCUCUCUCUGCUGUCAAAGCCGGCCUGGAGUGAUACAGUGACGGGAAGUAUUCUGACUAAUGUCUGGGAAUGUUAUUGAGGAAGCAGAAAGAAAUGUUAAAACGUGGUUUCGCGUUUAAUCGUGACAUAACACGCCACACUUUUUAAGCUUUCUUUUAAACGGCUUCAUUAGCUUAGCCCGGCUAGCAGGCUAACAAGCUGAUGUAGCAGCGAUACAUUCACCAAAAUGAAGCAGCAGUCAGUUGUAAUGUCUUUAUUCGUUAUUGAAUUUACACCGUGUAAGCUUAGAGUAUUAUAAGAUGUUGUGAUAGUUGUGAUGUAGUGAGUUUUGGGGCAGGUGAAGAGGCAGACGAGAGGAGGUGCCAGCGGGGUCGCUCAGAUAAGUUAUGAGCAGUUUCAACAUUCGGACCAACAGUGAAAGCUCGGUCAGCAACAACAACACUGAGUGGCGACUGGACAGCGAUGUGUCUCCGUGCUGUCAGCACAUGAGUCCUACAAUGGACACGAUUUCGGCAGAUGUUUCCCCUGUUCAGACGGGGCUUGACGGACAUCUGCCUCCUCUUCACGCCGACAUCCACAGCGAUCAUGGAGGCUUGGUGUUGGACCUGAGCUCCCCCGGCGAUGGCUUUCUGGAAAGCGACUCUUUGGAGUACUGCAGCAGCGAUGGGAACAACGCCAGCCCGCUGUUCGAGAGGAGAAAGAGGUCGAGGUCUAAUAGCUCCAGACCGCGAUUCAACGACGUAGUUACUGAGCUUGCACCCGAGGAGGUGCGGUGGUUUUACAGGGAGGACAAGAAGACCUGGAAGUCCUUCGUCGGACACGACUCCCUGAACAUCGAGCUGGCGUAUCGGAAAUACUGCGAGCUUAACCCAAGGCGAGCGGCAAAACCCCAGGAAGAGUGUGCGACAAACGGUGUGGAGAGCGGCGGAUUGAACGGUACAUUGCCAGAGGAGACGGCGAUGAACAGCGAGAACGAAGGCCCAGGGUCCCUGGACACAUCCACAGUGUCCUCUGAUGAAAGGGAACCAGACAGUACAGAAGUCAAUGUGGACCCAGUGUGUGUCCGAGGUGGACUGUAUGAAGUGCACAUCAGAGAGAGAGAAUGUCUUCCUGUUUACUGGAAACAACAAGAUCACAUCCCAGUGAUGAGAGGCCUGUGGUUCAUUGACGGUACCUGGCUGCCGUUGGAGGAAGAAGAGAGUGAACUCAUCGAGCAGGAGCACCUGAACCAUUUCCGCGGACAACACAUGCAGGACACAUUCGAAACGGAUUUGGUGGUGAAGACUGUUGACAGCAAAAAUGCAAUUCACUAUCUGAAGCUGAGCAGGACCCACGUGGACUGGCACAGCGUGGAUGAAGUCUACCUCUACAGUGAUGCCACCACUUCAAAAAUUGCACGCACGGUUACCCAGAAACUGGGUUUCUCCAAAGCCUCCAGCAGUGGUACACGGCUCCAUCGGGGUUACGUUGAGGAGGCCUCGCCUGAGGACAGAUCCCCUCAAACCACACACAUCGUCUUCGUGGUGCAUGGCAUCGGGCAGAAGAUGGACCAAGGAAGAAUCAUUAAAAACACUGCAAUGCUGAGAGAGGGCGUCAGGAAAAUGGAGGAGAAGCACUUUUCAAAAAACACUGAGCACGUGGAGUUCCUGCCUGUUGAGUGGCGCUCCAAACUCGCCCUGGACGGAGAUACUGUGGAGUCAAUCACACCUGAUAAGGUGAGGGGACUGAGGGAUCUGCUGAACAGCAGUGCGAUGGACAUCAUGUACUACAACAGCCCACUUUACAGAGAUGAAAUCACCAAGACCCUCACGCAGGAGCUAAACAGACUCUACACACUCUUCUGUUCUCGGAAUCCUGAGUUUGAGAAGCAGGGAGGUAAGGUGUCCAUAGUGUCCCACUCCCUCGGCUGCGUCAUCACCUACGACAUCAUGACGGGCUGGGACCCCGUGCGCUUCUGCCUGCAAGAACAUCACCCUUCUGAGGAGGAGCCGGACCUGCGGUGGAUGUCAUACGAUGAGAGACAUCUUCUGGAGCAGCUCCGACUCACAAGGAAUAGACUGCGACUUUUGGAAACCCAGCUUCUCACUUUAAAAGCGUCCAAACCAUCAGCUCCUCCAGCUCUUAAAUUUAUGGUGGAGAACUUUUUCUGCAUGGGUUCUCCUCUUGCUGUGUUCCUGGCCCUCAGGGGGAUCCGCCCUGGCACCAACUGCCACCAGGACCACAUCCUGCCCACCUCCAUCUGCAGCAGGCUCUUCAACGUCUUCCACCCCACCGACCCUGUGGCCUACAGACUGGAGCCCCUCGUCCUCAAACACUAUAGCAAUGUCGCCCCCGUUCAGAUACACUGGUGGAGUGCCAUGAAUCCCACUCCUUAUGAUGAGAUCGGACCAACGUUCCUCAAUCCAAUCAAGGAGCCGACGUCUGACACCGAGAGCAUCCCCAGCCCAAGCACCUCACCCGUUCUUCCCCGCAGGCACUACGGAGAAUCCAUCACCAACCUGGGCAAGGCCAGCAUACUGGGAGCGGCGAGCAUCGGCAAAGGUAUCAGUGGCAUGCUCUUCUCACGCUUCUCACGCUCCAACAGCCAGCCUUCAGUGUCCCUAGGGCUGGACGGUGGAACAAACACUGAGGAAGAGGAGCAGAAACGGGCAGAGAGUCAGUCAGCCUACGGCCUUUCCACCAUGACUCGACCCACUUCACCCACACCUGACACGUCACUGGAGCUGGAACGACGCAUCGACUUUGAGCUCAGAGAAGGUCUGGUGGAGAGUCGUUACUGGUCAGCUGUUACCUCACACACAGGCUACUGGUGCUCACACGACAUAGCACUCUUCCUGUUGACUUUCAUAUACAAGCAGACGUCACCUUCAGCUCAGAGUGAGGAAAAGACGAAUGAAACGCAGACUGAAUCAGCUCCUUAAGUUCACCACAUACACUUGAAUGGUUGAAUGGUGUUUUUUUUCAUUUUCUUGAACAAGACACCACAACAGACUUGAUUCAUUUAUUUCUCAUGCGCACAAAUGGAUUAAAAACAACCUUUCCUUUAUGUCCCUGCUAUCUAGAUAUUUUUUUAUCCACUUGGAAACCAUUACUUAAAAAAAAUAAUGUCAUUCCAAGAUUGUUUUGUUUCUAAACGAUUGUUCACCCCAAGGGUGACAGUGUUGCACCAGGAACUCCUAAGGAGCUGAACACUUUUUCCAAAACAUGUAGUGUAUAUAAUCCUGAGAUUAAAAAAAAAAUCUAAUGAUACCUACAGGGGUUUUUUUCACAAAAUUGAAAAAAAAAAAAAAAAAAUCUGACUUUGUCCUUCACACUUCUUGAACCUCGAGCAACAUCUGCAGCCUGAUUCGAAAGGUUUCCCCUCAAACUACUGAUAACUGCAGUUUCAACCUGAUUGGUGACUGUGACUAUUAAAUACUUUUUAAAUCAAUGUUCAUUUGCAAGAUUGAGAAACAUAAUGCUUGUCUAAUUCAUUUCUGAAUUAGACAAAAACACAGACACAGACCUCUGUAAAUGCUAAGGGCAUUAUCCCUUUAAUGUUGUGGGAAUGUGAAGCACUAACAUGUACACAGUUCUGGAGUUUGUUUCCUUACGCACUAUAAUAAACAUGCACAUGUCACCAUUUUCACAUACCACAGGGCAAAUGCAGAAUCCUAUUGUUUGGAUGGUCUUUAACAAUUCGUAGUAUUAGAAAUACAGCUACAGCUGAACACUCACAGGACUUCAUCAUUUUCCAUCAGACAGUACACACCCUCUUUAUAGACCAGGACUUUAUAGACCAAUACAUACAUAAAACAAUUUCUAGAAAGGUUGGUACACUUUUAUCUGUAUUUAAUUAGCAUACCAUUAUUUUACAUUUAUGCUCAUUAAUUUUGUUUUCAGACCAAAGCCUAAAGAAAAGGAUGUGGAUAGUUUACACCAAUGAUCAACUAGUGGCCCACGGGCCAAAUUUGGCCUGCCAAACAGUCCAAUCCGGCCCAAAACUGAAUUCCUAAAUUGUAAGGAUCAAAGAGAAAAUAUCUUGAGGUGCCCACUAUUAAAGCAACUGGAAAAAACGAUAACUGAAACUUAGAUAACAAUCAGUAAUCCUCACCAUUUAUAACUCUAAACAUUUUAUUAAAGUGUCCUUCCAGAAACAUACUGCCCCUCUGACAAAUAUAGUUGGUGACCUCUGGUGUACAUUUUGACUAAUUUCACCCAUACAACAUAAGCUGCAGUACACUUCACUGAAAGCUGGUACUGAGAGUACUACUUGUAGUUUUUCCCAUAUCCCAUACAUGAUAAAUGAUUUCCUCUGCUCAUCACUUUAUGUUCUCCUGCUCUCACAUCUGGUUUGCAGACAGGCCAGUGAAACACUUGACCUGCUCAUAAACCCGGUCACUGAAAACGGAAUGUCUUUUUCUCUCUUUGUUCCAGUGAAAUACCAAUAGAGUAAAGUACCAAGUAGCUAUCUGACUUUUACUGCAUUACAAAGUGUACCAACUUUUAGGAAAACACGUAUUUUCCUAGUAAUUUUUUUUUAAUCCUCUGAAGAUGAGACCCUGUUUGAUAAAGCUCUUAAUUCUCAUUUUAGUAAAACGGGAUUCAAACCUGGGGCCAAAUAUGGGACUCUUUGCUGUUCAGGUCGUGCUAAGGUUAUUUUAUUCCUAUUCCUAUUAUUAUCAUGUGUGUUUCAGUAACUAAAACUGAUAUAUCUGGAUGAUUUUGAAAAAUGUUGGCUUCCUUAUUCUUUCUGAUGGCCAAACUGAUCUGUUACACAGUAGAUACAUCUAUAGUCUAAUCAAUAACUUAUUUGCAGAAUGUGCCAAGUUUUACUGAAAUGACUGAGUUUUAUUUUUUAGGAAAUCACAAAUGAUUAUUGAGAACAGCAAUGCAUGAAGAAUCUAGGUAAAUAAAGACAAUUUAUUUCAUGGAAACAAAGCCGCACUGUGUAUAGGCUGCACCCAACACCUAAGUUCAAUGAAUGUGUAAAUAGGCAUUUUACAAUGUGUCAAAUGCCUAUUUGUGUCUGUUGUAUAUAUAUUUGUAUAUAUUAUAUAAAUGUGUUUGUGUGUGUGUGUGUGUGUGUGUAUGAUGUAUAUAUGUGUGUUCAUGCAAAUGAGAAAUUAUGCAAAAAUAUAUAGUAAUUAUAGUAUAAUAGUAUAUCAUAAAGUUGGUGGACAAUCUGUGCAUAUAUAUAUUUAUGUAUAUAUGUAUGUAUGUGUAUAUAUGUAUAUGUGUGUGUGUGUGUAUAUAUGUAUAUAUGUACUAAUUUAUCUGCUGCCUGCUUAAAAAACACCUGAUCUCUGUAACACUGACAGAGUACACGCCCCUCAUUUUGGUAUUUUCGCACUCAUGGUUGAUAAAACAGAAUAUAACCUGCGGCUUUAUUUCCAUGAAAUACAUUGGUUCUCAGAGAGUUGUUCAUUUACAUGUGGCAGAUUUUGAUUCCUCACCAGUGUCAAAAUUGCUUUAUAUGCAACUAACUAAUACAUCGGUUAAAAAGUAAUUGUUUUUAUUUACUUUAGCUAAUGUAGACUAAUGUAACUGUUACCCCAGCACAAUCAAGGGCUUUUUGGAAUUGUUAUCCGAAUAGGAUAAAAGGAAGGUCAAAUGAGGUAAAAAUGUUUGUAGUUUAUACCAACUGGACCAGGUGGAUGUUGAGCUGCACAGAAAAUGUAUGGGAAGAAAUGUUUGUUUUUGUUGAUCUGAUGUUGAUGUGAAAUGCAUGCUACAGUUAUGUGGGAUUAGAUGCAGCAAAUGCAUCGGGGAGUGUGUAAUGACAGUUAUGGUGAAGAUUUGAAUGUGAGUUCCCAAAGUAUGUUUAGAUUUUUUUUUCACAAGAGCAAUUAUUAAAACAGCUUCAUUUCACUGUGUUCAUUCUGCAUGCAAAAACAAAUCACUAUCAAAACAAAACUGGAGUUAUGAAAAUAAAUACCACAUCAAAGGUAAGAGUUUAUUUUUGACUUCAUGGGCAUUUUAGUGCAUUCUGAUCAUAUAUUAUUUAUUUUUGUUAAUGCCUAAUACAAGCAUCAGGGAAAAUGUCCACUGUACUUUUGUAGACAAGUUUGAAGCAGUUAUGAGGCCAGGUGAUGGCGCUGUGAUGUCACAGUUGUGUCCUCCGUCUUACACAGAAAUGUUAAUAAAAAAGGGCCUGCAGCCAUAUUGAACGCCACACUGGGAGAGAAAGAAGAAAUGCUCAUUUUUGUUGUUUUUAAUUGUGAACCCAUGUCACAUUGUAAACUUAAAUUGUCUGUGUUUAGUUUUGUGUUUGUUUUUUUGGCUGAACAGUGACCCAUGUCUGUAACUACCAUCUGGAGCAUGGUAUUUAUUUUCUUUUAUUAAAGUUAUUUCCUCA